AUGAAGUUCGCCCCGGAAAAGAGUGAACUGAUCCAUUUCAACAAAGGGCGACGGCAGUGGACCGAACAAGUAAACCUUGCCAACCCAAGGGGAGGCACCAGCCCCGUUAAACCAGAAGGGUCUGCCAGGUUCCUGGGAGUCUGGUUGGACUGGAAACUCAACUGGAAGGCCCACCUGGUGGCGGUGGAGAAGAAGCUGAGGACCCAGAGCUAUGCCCUGUCGAGGAUCGUGGUAAAGACAUGGGGGAUGGGGCUAGCCAAAACGCGAGAAGUGUACACAAAGUGCAUCCGGUCGGCGCUGGCCUAUGGCGCAUCAUCGUUUCACAUCCCCACGGAUGUGGGAAGCGAGCCGGCAAAGAAAGGCAUCACUAAGGCCCUCGGGAAGGCCCAGAACAAGAGCUUGCGGAUUGUGGCGGGAGCCUUUAAGUCUACCCCCAUCCGUAACCUCGAGACAGAGACAUGGGUACCACCAUUAGACUUGUACCUAAACAAACGGCUUGCCGAUUUCGAAAACCGACUCCAACGACCCGAUCUGGACGACGGUCGAGGCGGCAAGAAGACGGCGGCGAGCGUUGUCCUCACCGCCUGCCGCAAGAUUCAGCAGAGACUCAGCUCGAGGAGGGGCAACAGGGGCCGACCGCGAACCUUGGGACCUCAAGGGCCUACGGCGGUGGAGAGAGCCGCGGGCACGGUCAUGCGCUGGACGGGGGGAACCGUUGAUACGAACAGGGUAGUAGAAGAGGCUUGGAAAGCCAGGUGGUUAAAGGAACGGGACGGCAGGGCAAUCACCAGGCCGGCGGACGACUUUGACCAUCAGCAGGAGACGCUAUUCCGGAACGAAACCCUAAGGAGGCACGACGGUCUCAGCAAGGCAAAGAGCUCACUGCUGAUUCAAAUCCGGACGGGAGCGAUAGGCUUACGGGACUUCUUGUUUACACGGGGAGUCCCGGAGGUUCUAACUCCUGCCUGCGAGUGUGGCGAGGGACGAGAGACUGCCGAACACCUGGUAGUGUGGUGUUUGGCCCCACCGUUGACUAGAAGAUGGGAGAGAACUGGAAUUCGGACACGACGGGACUUUUACUCUGUACUACACGGCAUCAAUCCCACGACUGCACGGCUCGCGAGGAGAGUUCUCGACUGGCUGAUGGACUCGGGGAAGCUGCCGAUGUACAACUUAGCCAGGAGGCUCGAGCUGGAAGCGGCGGCCUGA
Molecule: messenger RNA, 1209 nt
Organism: Chaetomium globosum CBS 148.51
Lineage: Eukaryota; Fungi; Ascomycota; Sordariomycetes; Sordariales; Chaetomiaceae
Exons: 1
Coding region: 1-1209 (402 amino acids)
Source: RefSeq, a predicted model, not a curated record